Messenger RNA from Labeo rohita (rohu), 1711 nucleotides. RefSeq names its product gastrula zinc finger protein XlCGF8.2DB. The record is from RefSeq and is a predicted model, not a curated record. Gene Ontology annotation, biological process: regulation of transcription by RNA polymerase II. The transcript is spliced from 4 exons. Gene Ontology annotation, molecular function: DNA-binding transcription factor activity; RNA polymerase II cis-regulatory region sequence-specific DNA binding. Lineage: Eukaryota; Metazoa; Chordata; Actinopteri; Cypriniformes; Cyprinidae. Bases 341 to 1171 code for a protein of 276 amino acids.
ACUCUGCAGGAGGAAAGCUCUGGUUGACAAGUAACUUUUCAACUUUAAUUCAAUGGUUAGAUUCAAAGAUGUAAGUUAUAGGCUAGUUUUCUUUUUCCAGCUUUUUUAAGGAGCAUUAUUAUGAUGGUGAGACUGGGACUGGUAUGGAGAAACAAAUCUACACAGAGUGGCUUAAACAUCAUCUGAAGCAAGACUUUUAUUUUGGUGUGGUGAUAUGACGUCAUAACGCAGCGCCAUGCUCCUUCAUCUGUGAUUUGGCUGAAGAAAGGACAAAGUGUCCAGACACACAGAAAAACUCCUGGUGAAUCAACUGAGAUCCAUGUGACACACUAUUAUAAAGAUGGCGUAUAUUAAAGAGGAGAGUGAAGAGAUGAAGAUUGAAGAAACAUUCACAGUCAAACUUGAAGAUUCUGAGGAACAAACAGACCCAAUGGUGCUGAAGGAGGAGAAUCAAGAACUGAAAGAAGAGAAAGAACAUGAAGAUUGCUAUGAAAAAACAUGCUUUCACAACAGGAGAAAAUCUUUUAGUUGCUCACAGACUGAAAAUACUUUGUCACAAAAAACUGGAACUAAAAGUCCUUUCACCUGCCAACAGUGUGGAAAGAGUUAUACUCAAAAAGGAAGUCUUAAAGUCCACAUGCGAGUUCACACAGGAGAAAAGCCUUACAUGUGCCAACAGUGUGGAAAUAGUUUCAAUCGCCAGGCAAGCCUUAAAAUCCACAUGAGAGUUCACACAGGAGAGAAACCUUACAUGUGCCAACAAUGUGGAAAUAGUUUCAGUCGACAAGCAAGUCUUAAAAGGCACAUGAGAGUGCACACAGGAGAGAAGCUGUUUACUUGCCAGCACUGUGGAAAGAAAAUCAGUCAAAAAGCGCACCUUAUUAAUCACAUGAGGAUUCACACUGGAGAAAACCCAUUCACCUGCCAACAUUGUGGAAAAAGUUUCAGUCGGAAAGUAAACAUGACAGUCCACAUGAGAAUUCACACUGGAGAGAAGCCUCACAUCUGCCAACAGUGUGGAAAGAGUUUCACUGAAAAAGGAAGUCUUAAUGCCCACAUUAGAAUUCACACUGGAGAGAAACCAUUUGUAUGCGGGCUGUGUGGAAAGAGUUUUAGAUUUAGAGGAGCUUUUAAUGACCACAUGAGGAUUCACAGUGGAGAGAGUCUUUAAGUAUCUUCUGUGUGAAAGGAGUUCACAUAUUAUAGAGACAUGCAAAGUUGUUUGCAAACUCCUUAUGGACAGAAAUUACAAAAUUACAAGUGUGAAAAGAGGUUUACCAAAAGGAGCGAUUUCUAAAGUUGCCUGUGUGUUUAUUCUGGAUUAAGCAGAUUUAAUUAUGUUAAAUUAGUGUCUCAAAAAAAAUCAUUUUCAGAUGCAUAUGGAAAAUCAUAAAUAUGGAAGACCCUAUUCUUGUUGUUUUUGUGGACAGAGUUUUAAAAGAGUCCCCAAAUUCAGAUGCUCCAUGUUCCUACAAGAAUCCACCAUGAUUAUGGUCUUGUUCAGAUAGUUAAUUUGCAUUCAUCUCCUCUUUAAACCUUAACUUGAAGCUUUUUAUUUUCUUUUGUUAUGUUCAUAUGAAUGUAUGUGGCCACACCCGUCUUCUUGGCUAUAAAUUAAAAUAUUAAGCAGUUUUGGUAGAUGCCCUGUGAUUUUAAAUGUAUAGAGUUUUUGCUGAUUUAUUUGAUUAAGGACAAUGCGUUGAAAUUAAUA